AUGACGAAUCGCAAGGACAACCUAACGCUGCCGUCGGCCGGCAGCAGCGAACAACCCCUGAACACCAGCGAACGCAAAAUCACAUUCGACACAAAUAUCCCGGACGAGUCGGACAACUGCCUCGGGCCACAUGUGGCGUUCAGCGAGGAGUCGGUGGCCAUCGACACCGGCAGCAAAAUGGGCCGGUUCUCGAGUUCGCGCGAGAUUGCGGAGCUCACCGAAGAGACCGUGGAUCAGGACGAUCGCGAGGGCUGGGACAACAAGAUGCAGUUCAUGAUGGGGGUUAUCUCCUACGCAGUUGGACUGGGGAAUGUCUGGCGUUUUCCGUAUCUCUGUCAGAAGAACGGAGGAGGUAAGAAUGGGAAGGUUGGGGUAAAAUACGAGUAUUAAAUCUACUUUUAUAGUUUAUGAGUAAUUGAUUUAUCACCAAGAUUCUUUAAGCUCCCAAAAUUUUAAGAAAGUCCCAAUACUGACUUUCCAAUCCCUCGUAUCACAACUUUCCUUACACAAAAAUUAUUGUCCUCCCCAACUACUGUAAUAUCCCAAAAUUCCAGGCGCUUUCCUAAUCCCCUAUGUGAUCAUGAUGGUCCUGGAAGGCAUGCCCUUGUUCCUGAUUGAGCUCGGAAUUGGCCAACGUCUUCGAACGGGUCCAGUUGGCGUCUGGAAUGCCAUUCAUCCAUACCUCGGCGGAGUCGGAGUUUCGGCGGCCGUUGUCUCCUACCUGGUCGGUCUCUAUUACAAUGUCAUCCUCACCUGGUGUAUAUACUAUCUUUUUCAAUCGUUUUCGCUCGAACUUCCGUGGACGGUAAGUAAUAGAUUUCAGUUCGAGUAACGCUCUUACGAUUAGAUAUGUAUAUUGUAAUAAAACUUAAAUUAUUUCUACUGUUCUGGUUAUAGAAUUGCCCCAAACACGACAAUGGAACAGUCUAUUUGGAAUGCGCCAGGUCGACGACGCCAACGAAUUAUUUCUGGAAUCGAGAAGCCAUCAACACCUCGGAGUAAGUUGUCUUGAAAUUUACUGUUUUUGGCGUUUAGGAAACCAAGUUCUCAUUGAGAAAAAUAUGUUUUUUGAACGACGGCAUUCGAGUGACUUUUCGACUUAUUGCUGAUUCAAAAAUUCUGAGGACAUAUACAAGAUUUUUACAGUCAAAUCGCUGUAAAACUAACCUCAAGGUACCAAAAACAUUUAUUUGUCAAUUUGUUGGUCCAAUUUAACCCAAACUUGACCCAUGAUGACUAUAAAAUUGUCAAUGAUUGAUAGAUUUCGUUACACAAAAGACCGUUGCGAAGAUUUUUCGCUCUAGAUCUUUUGUAAUGGUCUUACAAUUAGAGCUUUUUUAAAAGCUAAAACCCCCAAAACUAAAAAAAUAUCAUUUUUCAGCGACAUCGGAGACAUGGGCGGCUUCACGAUGCACAUUACCAUCUGUCUUGUAUUGGCUUGGACACUGAUCUACUUGUGUGUUAUGAAAGGAAUCAAGAGUAGUGGAAAGGUCAUGUAUUUGACGGCUACUUUCCCCUACGUCGUCACCACAAUCUUUCUUUUCCGUUCACUUAUGUUGGAAGGAGCUUUGGAUGGGCUGGUUUACAUGUUUACUCCUGAUGUGAGUUAAUUUUAAAGAGUUGAAUUUUUUGGAAUAUUCAAAUUUUGAAAUUAAGAUUUUUUUACAAAAUUUGCUUUUUCAGACGAUUUUUCGGCUUUUACAUAGAAAAAAAUUAAAUUUUUGAAAUUUGGAAAUAUGCAAAUUGUAAUCUUGAAAUUUGCAUAUUAUUGAAAUUUCAUUAUUUGAUUCUGAAAAUAAUUUCAGCGUUUUCUGAAAAUUUAUUUUUACGGUUUUCACAAUAAAAUUAUUUUAAUUCGAAUUUGCAUAUUCAAAUUUUUGUACCUGCCAUAAUUUGCCUAUUUUUUCAGCUGACCCGUCUCUACGAUCCCGAAGUUUGGCUUGAGGCCGCAACUCAGAUCUUCUACAGUAUGGGUCUUGGGUUUGGUGGUCUGAUCGCAUUCGGAUCCUACAAUCCGAUCAAGAACAACUGCAAAAAGGACACGCUUCUAUUGUCAGCCGCGAAUCUGGUCACCUCCUUGUACACGGCACUAGUCAUUUUCUGCGUUUUGGGAUACAUGGGACAUACCAACUAUCACAAGUGCAUUGAGGAGUAAGUUGGGGGAGAAAGGUGAAGAAAAAUUUAUAGCGAGGUUUUCUGAUGUAAAAAUUGACAAAAGAUUCUUUAUUUUUUCUAAACUUGAAAGUAAAAUACGAGCAAGCAUUGUUGGUUUCUGUCUGAAAACGCAAGUAAAACUCCGUUAUAGUCAUCAAAAAUCUUUUCAGAGACAUGAUGACUCUCAUGAAAACCUACCCCGGCCAUUUCGCCUCACUCGACGAGCUCCGCGGCAACAUUUCGUUGGACGAAUACAUCUACCAGAUGGAGCAUCAUUUCCAUUUGUCCGAAUUCCCAAAAAUGGCCAAUCUCACGCAAUCCUGCAACUACAAGCAAAUCAUCGCGCAAGCGGCGGAGGGUACCGGUCUUGCAUUCGUGGUUUUCACCGAAGCCAUCCUGCAAUUCCCAUUCCCCCCAAUAUGGGCCAUAAUGUUCUUCAUGAUGCUGCUGAUGCUCGGUCUUGGCUCCAUGUUCGGCACCCUGGAAGGAGUUAUCACCUCGCUGAACGACAGUCAUCUCAUCAACCUCCGGAAACCCGUAAUGACCGCGAUUUUGUGCGCCUCCGCUUGCAUUGUCGGGCUGGUGUUCACCACGCGCGCUGGACAAUACUGGGUCUCAAUGUUCGAUCAUUUCGCCGGAUCCUAUGCGUUAAUGCUGGUGGCCUUCUUCGAGAUCUUUGCCGUCAUCUACGUCUAUGGAUUUAGACGCUUCUGCAGGGACUUGGAAUUCAUGACCGGCGAAACAAUCGGGCAGUAUUGGAUUUUCACCUGGAGAUUUGUGUCGCCCACCAUCAUGAUCAUCUUGUUUGUGUGCUCGGUCAUCAAGAGUUUUGCGCAUGUCCCUCAAUACUCGGCGUACGAUUCGGUUAUGGUGAGUUUUGGAGGCAUAAAAUUUCAGACAUUAUGUGAAUGAAAUUCACCAAAAAAAAUUGAUUUUUUCUCUAUUUUGGGAUAGAAUUUUGAUGUUUUAUGAAUAGCCAUAUAAUUGUCGAUUUUCCCAGAUAUUGCAAAUUGAUUGUAUGGGCUUUUACAGCGAGAAAUUUUUGGAUUUUUAGCCGAAACUUUUCAAAAAAUCAUGUUUUUCCCCCUUUUUCCAAAAAAGAAACUUUGAUUUUACUAUUUCAAAGCGAGUACUACUAGUUUUACAAUAUAAAAAUUUUGUGUUACAAUCUGUACUUCACGAAAACUAGCUUACGACUCUCAUUUCUAUGCUAUUCCAGGCCCACCAACACAACGUUGACUACCCGAAAUGGGCUCUUUUCAUCGCUUUUGGCAUGGUCGCCUUUGCUAUUGCCCCCGUUCCAUUGGUCCUCUUCGUGCGGCACUUCAAGAUCGUCAAGAUGGAAGGCGAUAUCCCGGUGGUAAGUGUUGUCGGUUUGCCGAGUUUCCCAUGAUAUUGUAAUUGAUGACAAAAAAGGACAAGUUUCUUUUCAAAAAAUCUUGUUUUUCAAAUUUUUGAUUUGUGCAAAACUUGUACUCAGGCUUUGUUGUAAUAAUUAAGAGUGUUUAUAUUCAAUAAUUUAUGGGAGAAAAAGCUAUCACGUGUUUUAAAUCUUAUCUUUUUUGGGAUAAAUUAUAUUGUAGUAGGGACAGAGGUAUGUAAAUGUUGUGCCCUAACCAUUCCGCUAUUCCUUGGUUGUUCACUGUCCUGCAUAUUCAAUGAACCCCCAGAUACUGUAAUUUACAGCAUCUAGGCUACUGUAGAACACACUUUUCACAGGGUUUUGUGAGCCUUUCCGGAGGUCCUAUUCCAGUAGACUCCCGUGUAUGGUCCUGUGGCUCGCCUCAUGUAUCUAUUAUACUGUAUUUCUCGAGACGUUCUCUGUGUGUUGUUUUGGUGGUAAUUCGAGCUUCGAGUACAGUAUAACAGAACAUUUUACAGGACCCGGAUAUGCCCGACAGGUUUUGGAACACUGAAAAGGUUUGUGGAGGGAUGGUCCUGGAGGGUAAAAUAGAUGUAAAAUACGGGGUCUUUAACGCAGUCAUGCAAAAAAUAGAUGCUUAUGUUAGGAAUAGAAAAUUUAUUUUUUUUGCUAGUGACUACGUGACAGGGAUGCCCUAAAUUCGAUACAAAACAUCUCGUUUCGAUACGAAACAUCUUGUUACCCCGAACUCUUUUGUUUUUAUUUUUGCACAAGGAAAUUCACUUUAAUUUUUUUCUCACUGUGCACAAACAUGAACAUUCCCACUGCACUGUGCACAAAAAUAAUUUUUCUUGCACUGUGCAGAACAAAAUUUCCGAUUUUUGGCAUGCACCGUGCAGUCGAAAAUACAGUGCAAAAUUUAAGUCGCACGGUGCAAAAAUUCAAAAAUGAAAAACUUUUUUGCAAAUUUCCAAAAAUCAUCAAAAUGUUUGAACUUGAAUUUCUACCGCUUUUAAAGCCGCUUUUAUCUCCAAAAUCGACAUUUCUUGCCUUCAAAAUUCAUAAUCAUCCUUUUUUUCAGGCCGCCAAAUGUCUCGGAACAAGUGCCUCCACCACUUACAUGUUGCGAAGUCAGCAAUCUUUCAAUCGGAUGGCCGAGUCAAACGCAAGUGAGUUGCCAACCGUCGGGAAGACCCAGAAUGGAACGACGAAACCCUAUACGAAUGGCAACCGACUGGCGGUGGAGCCGCAGGCGAAUGGCUCCAAAUAA
This is a messenger RNA of Bursaphelenchus xylophilus (pine wood nematode), 4787 nucleotides long. Lineage: Eukaryota; Metazoa; Nematoda; Chromadorea; Rhabditida; Aphelenchoididae. The record is from the annotation of a GenBank genome assembly.